Peromyscus eremicus (cactus mouse) is the source of this 1768-nucleotide messenger RNA. Its product is annotated as class I histocompatibility antigen, Gogo-A*0201 alpha chain-like. NCBI's taxonomy places the organism in Eukaryota, Metazoa, Chordata, Mammalia, Rodentia, Cricetidae. Gene Ontology annotation, molecular function: peptide antigen binding; signaling receptor binding. Gene Ontology annotation, cellular component: external side of plasma membrane. Gene Ontology annotation, biological process: immune response; positive regulation of T cell mediated cytotoxicity; antigen processing and presentation of endogenous peptide antigen via MHC class Ib. Bases 403 to 1413 code for a protein of 336 amino acids. The record is from RefSeq and is a predicted model, not a curated record. The transcript is spliced from 7 exons.
UUCUUUCUGUAUAUUUCUGUGAAACUGUAUUUUGCAUAUUGUAAAGAAAACAGAGGCAUUAAAAAGGAAAAUCGGAAUCUGAGGGAAUUUUAGUGGGAAAGAUGAGGUCAAGGACAGGCAGAAAUUAAACAUCUUUCCACCAUAUCAUUGUACUUUGGAAAGUAGUGAUUACUUUUUAUAAACAUUCUGCUUAUAUGAAGUUUAAUAUUAAUGUGUUCAAUUAAGCAAAUGUCUAAAAAAUUCUCAGUUCCUAACACGAUGAACAUGGAUUGAUAUAAUGUACAUAACAUGAGUUCAUGUAGACAUCUGGACACAGACAUGUUUGAGAAUCAUUGAUUCGAUGGCCUCUGAGCUGGGCACAGAAGGAUAUUAUGACUAGGACCAGCAGGACAAAGAUCAGGGAUGAAGACCCUUGCACCCCAGGCUCUCCUGCUGCUGCUCCUGGUCAACCUGGCCCUGACCAACCAUCUAGAGGGUUCACACUCGAUGCUGUUUUUCCAAACCCUGCUGACCUGGCCCGGCCUCAUGGAUUUCUACUUUACUUAUCUUGGCUAUGUGGACGACACACAGUUCAUGGGAUACAACAGCAGAGCAGAGAAUCCAAGGAUGGAACCCCGUGCUCCGUGGAUGCAUCAGAAGAAGCCAGAUUUUUGGGAGUAUGAGACACAGAGAGCCUUGAAAUUCACAAAGCAAUUAACAGAAGAACUAAAGACAGUGCUCCAGAUCUACAACCAGAGCACAGCUGGAUAUCACACAGUCCAGAUGGUACAUGGAUGUUCGGUGAUGCAUGGAGGGUACUUCCGUCGCGGAUACUAUGAAUUAUUCUACGACGGCUGGGAUUACAUCGCCUUGAAUGAGGACCAGAGCACCUGGACUGCGUUCGGCCAGGCAGCUCAAAUUAUCGGGUAUCAGUGGAAGAUGCAGGAUUUCUCGGAAUUGUUGAAGCCAUACCUAGAGGACUCCUGCGUGGAGAAUCUCCGAGACUAUCUUGAGAAAGGGAAGGAGAUUUUGCUGAGAACAGAUACCCCCAAAACAUACAUGACCCAUAAGGUCAGAGCUGAUGGGAAAAUCACCCUGAGGUGCUGGGCCCUGGACUUCUACCCUGCUGACAUCACCAUGACCUGGCAGAGGGAUGGGAGCAACCAGACACAGGACAUGGAGAUGAUGGACACCAGGCCUGCAGGGGAUGGGACCUUCCAGAAGUGGGCAGCUGUGGUGGUGCCUUCUGGGGAGGCACAGCUAUACACAUGUCAUGUGACUCAUGAGGGACUGCCUGAGCCCAUCAUACUGAGAUGGGAGCCUCCUCAGCCCUCUGUCCCCAUCAUGACAAUUGUUACCGGCCUGGUUCUUGGAGCUGUGCUUAUGGGAGCUGUGGUGACUUUUCUGAUAUGGAAGAGGAGGACUAAAGGAUAAAACAGCUGUCUUCAUGUGGUACUGCGCCAUACAGGAUUUGCUCUGGUUUCUUGUUUUCCCAUUGUGGCUUUAAGAGCUGGUUCCUUCCCUUUCUGCAUCUGACUCUGAUUAUGUCCCUUAUGUGAGCACAAUGUAAGCAGGUGAUGCGUUCAUUAGAGCCCUGAUUAGCAACAAUCCCCAUCCCCACACUUAUUGUGUGUCUUCUCCACUCAUCUCCCCAGUUCCAACACCAGCUGGCUACACUUCAUGCUUCUUUCUUGAAAGUACGAAUUUGUUUAGGGUUGUACAGCUUCUCAUCAGGCUAGGUGAUUGAUUUGUGUACUAAAGAUGAGUAAAACUAGAUGGAGAAAAUUAA